Molecule: messenger RNA, 1114 nt
Organism: Dioscorea cayenensis subsp. rotundata (Guinea yam)
Lineage: Eukaryota; Viridiplantae; Streptophyta; Magnoliopsida; Dioscoreales; Dioscoreaceae
Product: probable BOI-related E3 ubiquitin-protein ligase 2
Exons: 3
Coding region: 92-1036 (314 amino acids)
Molecular function (GO): ubiquitin-protein transferase activity
Source: RefSeq, a predicted model, not a curated record
UCUAUAUAUAUAUAUAUAUGUAAAGAGCUCUGCUUUCUCUCCGUUCAUUCUCUAGUUCUUCUACUUCUUCUUCUUCUUCUCUCUUGCAAGAAUGGCUGUGCAAGCUCAGUAUCCAUUAAACCUCAUUUCUCCAGAUUUGAUCAUCUCCAGGGCUGAGAACAAUGGUGAUGGUGGUGGUGCUGGUCCUUGUCUGGUUUUUGGUGAUCCACAAAGUCAGUUAGCAUUCAAUGGUUAUAACUAUGGAUCAAGGAAGAGGAACAGGGAUGAUCUCAUGGCUGUUCCUUUUCAUCAGUUUAAUGAUCUCCCAAACAAUGGCAUGGUCUCAAAUACUCACGUUCAAAACCGGCUGAUUGAAUCCUCAGGAGCAUCCACCAGUGGGAGGCCUGCACAAAGCCUCCUUGCUGCCCAUCUUUACAAUCAAAGCUUGGAUGUUGAUGCUCUUCUCCGCCAGCACAGUGAGAGGUUGUUUUUGGCUAUUGAACAAUCACACAAGAGGCAGUGCAGAGCACUGCUAUCAGUUCUGGAGAAGCAGUUUGAGGUGAGGUUGCAGGAAAAGGAAGCAGAGCUUGAGAAGGUGAUACAGAGGAACGCAGAGCUUGAAGAGAAUGUGAGACAGUUAUCAGUAGAGAAAGAGAUGUGGCAAGCUGCUGCUAAAAACAGUGAGUUUCUGGUCUCAGGGCUCAAGGCAAGCCUUGAGCAUGCUUUGCUGGGAAAAGUCCCUCAAAUGAAUCAAGAAUGCAGAGAGUGUGAAAGCACAUACCCUGCUGAAGAUGAAGAGUCAUGUUGUUUUCAAGGGGAGGAGAGGGAUAGAAGGACUGCAGUUGGAGAUGGUGCAGAGGAAGUUGGUGAAAGCCAAGAGGUCCAAAGAUGGUGCUAUAAGGCAUGCACAGUUUGCAAGGAUGAUGAUGUUUGUGUUCUGUUGCUGCCUUGCAAGCACCUCUGCCUCUGCAAGCACUGUGCUGCCAUUGUUGAUGCAUGCCCUGUUUGCAGCUCUCCCAAGAAUGCUAGUCUCCAUGUCAUUAUCCCAAUGCAGUAACAGUAACAGUAGCAUCAUCAUGAUCUUCAUCAUCAUUGUGUCAUCAGGACUUUUUUUUUAAUGUUAAAUAUUUGUUUA